AUGUCUGGAGAAGUAGGAAAAACAGUCCUUAUUCAAUCGUCUACUGGGGAGUUGUAUUUGACGGCAAUGAACGAUAGUAAAGGUUCUAAAAUCCAACUUCAAGAACGGGGUGCUGGUGGUCUUCAGUCUUGGAUUUUAAAGCAAAUAAACGAUGAUACUUACGCCAUUGUUUGCCUAACCGGUGGAUCUGAUUUUCUUGCCGUUAAUAGCAAUGGUGCUAAUAAAGAUUACACCUUGGAUAUUUAUAACAAUACUUCAAAUUCUCAACAAUUCACUAUCAGCUUUUCCGAUCCAACUUAUGCAGUUUUUACAAAUGCUAAUGAUAGUCAAAUGACAUCUACUUCUAAUGCAAGCUUUCAACCAAAUAACAAAAUCGGUUCAUAUAAUAAAAGUGAAACUAGUAAAUGGAGUUUAAUCCCAGUUAAUCCUUAA
Funneliformis geosporum is the source of this 432-nucleotide messenger RNA. Lineage: Eukaryota; Fungi; Glomeromycota; Glomeromycetes; Glomerales; Glomeraceae. The record is from the annotation of a GenBank genome assembly.